Cornus florida is the source of this 1924-nucleotide messenger RNA. Its product is annotated as protein PNS1-like. Gene Ontology annotation, biological process: transmembrane transport. Gene Ontology annotation, molecular function: transmembrane transporter activity. Gene Ontology annotation, cellular component: membrane. The record is from RefSeq and is a predicted model, not a curated record. The coding region runs from base 303 to 1673 and encodes 456 amino acids. NCBI's taxonomy places the organism in Eukaryota, Viridiplantae, Streptophyta, Magnoliopsida, Cornales, Cornaceae. The transcript is spliced from 3 exons.
CACGUGAAAAUUUGGAUUAGUUCCUCUAUUAUUGUUUUUUUGCCAGAUUAGUCUUCGAAAGAAUUUGUAUUAUGAUAUGUAGGACUCUGUCAGCAGUAUAAUAUAUAUCUAUAAAUAUAUAUAAUAUAUACGUAUACGUAAUGUGUUUAAGAAGAUAAGAAAGAGUUUAAGUAAUAUAAUAUGUGGGUUUGAAGUUGAAUAUCUCAUUCUGAUUUUGGUGAACCGUGGCUGCCAAGAGUGCGGAAGAAGAACUCAAAACAUUUAUAUAAAGAAAUUAAAGACUGCACAUCGAUCACUAUCACAUGGCAACAAUCAAGGACUCUCACACUCCACAUGCAAUCCAAGCAACUCAUCAUAGUCAACAACACAACCUACAAUCAACAAAUCCCAUCAAGGUACAAGAACCUAACACCCAGUUUGAAAGGAGAAGGGGGAGACGCUUCUUGAGGAAGCUCCUUCAAAGUCUAUUCUACCUACACAUUUUCCUAAUAACUAUCUUAACGGUCUUCCUCACCGUCCGGGGACUCAUCUUCGCCCCCGAUGAUCACCACUUCCGCCCUCGGCGAUGGUAUCCGCCCCUCCUCACUGCCACGGCGUGUGCCGGAAUUAUUGCCUUUACAUGGCAAUGGAUCACUCGCUGCAACCCUGCAAAAGCCAUAAGAGCAGCAUUUUGGCUCGGCCCUCUGUCAACGUGCGGCGCAGGAGUCAUGUUCUUCUCCAUUGGCUCCGCCGCAAGUUUGGCCGCAGCUGUAUUGGCUCUUGUUUUCGCCAUAAUCCAAUCCCUUUAUGUUUGUUGGGCCAAUCCCCGGUUUGAUCAUGCUGUCCGGCUGUUAUCAGUUUCAAUUGCAUCCCCUCCUGCUAAAACAAUCCUGCUGGUUGUUCAUUCAAUAGCCGCCAGUACCCUUUAUUCGUGUUUCUUGGUGUCCGGCAUUGGAGGAGCCACUGCCACCGGUACUACCUUAGACACCAUGUUCAUAUUGGUGAUUCUGCUAAGCCUAGCAUGGACAAUGCAAGUGAUCAAGAACACACUGCAAGUAACAAUCUCUCAUGUCAAAUACAUGCAUUUCUCGUGUGGGGCGGAUCUUGACACGAGCAUGGCUCUCCAUGACACGUUUAAGCACUCAAUUGGGAGCAUCUGCAUUGGCUCAGUACUCGUACCGGUCCUUGGGGUCAUCCAUGGUUCAGCCCAGGCCACAAGUCUGAUUUCAGGGGAUGCAGAUGAGUUCAUGUUCUCAUGUACUAAUUGCUACUCAGGAGUUGCUUCAAGACUGAUAACAUAUGGGAAUAGGUGGGGUUUUGUCCAUCUAGGGGUUUACAAAAAAGGGUUUGUGCAGGCAUCGAUUGAUACUUGGGAGACGUUCAAAAGAGCUGGGUUGGAACCAUUGAUAGACUCAGACCUCACCAGUUCAUUCUGCUUCCUGUGUGGAGUGGCAGGUGGUGCAAUAUGUACACUAGUGGGUGGUUCAUGGGCACUAGUGGUUUAUAAGGGAUCUGCAACGGAAGUGUCAAUUUAUGCAUUCUUAAUAGGCUAUUUCAUGUGCCGGGUCGCCAUGGCAUGGCCACAAGCUUGUGUUUCAGCUUACUAUGUGGCUUAUGCAGAGAACCCACAGAGCGUUCAGUUUGAUCAGACGAUACCAGCACGCAUUCAAGUGCUACAGAGAUCUCAAGCUUAGCCGUCGUUGGCAACUGACUCAACCCAGCUCUAGCAGAAGCAGCAACCUCCCACUUACCAGAGAUACAUACUACAUUCAUUUUUAGCUACAAUAUGAACACAGACAAACUAUACAAUGAUGAAAAAAAACAAGGACAGAGAGAAUAGGAAGCUGUAAAAUUUCUGUAAUUAGUUCCCUGAAUAGCAUCGUGUUUGAAUUUCUGUAAAUCUGAUGGAAUUCUUGAUUUUAAGAGCUUACAGUAUUGAUACUUC